AUGUUGUCUCCUCGGGUGUUGUUGCCACGUGUGCUCGGCAGCGCCGGUGCGCUGAACGCCCUGAGCGGAGGCGGGCUGCGCAGUGGACGGACUGUGCGCAGCGCCCAGAACCAUGUGCGCACCUACCUGAGCCGCCGCCACAAGAGCGACAAGCCUUCCGAAGAGGCGGGUGCAGAAACACCACCGCCACCACCUCAGCCAAAGGGUGGGGGACGCGGAGCGGCUCUUGCCAUUGGUGCUGUGGGUGCAACGCUGAUUGGUGGCGCUGUUGCCUACUUUAUGCAGCAAGACCCUUCCAGUCAAAAAGCAAUCGACGAGCACAACGCUGCCGUUGCAAAUCAAGGUCUUCCCGCACGCAAGCGGCUGAGCAGGAGCACCGCGGUUGAAUCGGCGCUCGUGCACAACCAAGCGAGCAAGCUUGCGUCAUGCCAUGGCGUCUCCGAGAUCCUCACGUGCUGGCUGGCAGCCAACGACCCGCUGGAGGAUCGGCACAGCGAGCAUUUUCUUGGCCCCCACGGCGUGCUCGUGGGCAUGUAUGACGGGCACAGCGGCUUUCAGACCUCGGAUGCGCUCAGCGUGUUUCUGCCGACCUAUGUGAAGCAAGCGCUUGAGAAGAGUGACUCGACAACGGUGCAGGCCACGGCGGCGGCGCUGUCGGACGCGUUUGAGGCCUUUGACCGCGACUUCACCUCGGUCGUGCCCAAGAUGGCGCUCGAGACGAAGGACAAGCGACUGCUGGAAGCGUUUGUCAACCCUGCGUUCAGCGGGGCGGUGGCGUGUGUCGCCCUCAUCAACGCCACGGGCAUCUACAUUGCCAACACGGGCGACUGCCGCGCUGUCCUGGGCAUCGAGCAGGCCGGCGGGCGUGUUGGCGCCGCCGUGCUCUCCAACGACCAGACGGGCACAACGCCAUCGGAGGUGGCCCGUAUCCGCCGCGAGCACCCGGGCGAGGACAAGUGCGUGUAUCGCGGGCGGGUGCUGGGCGGCCUGCAGCCCUCGCGCGCGUUUGGCGACUCGCGGUACAAGUGGGAGGUGGCUGCCAUGAAGGAGAUUGGCGUGCGCGUGCCCAAGUACAGCAAGACGCCGCCGUAUGUGACGGCCAAGCCCGAGGUGCUGCACACCAGCAUCGACGCGCAGGCCAAGUUCCUCAUCCUGGCCACAGACGGCGUGUGGGACGUGGUGUCCUCGGACGAGGCUGUGCAGGUGGUGAGCAAGGCGCUCAAGAGCGGCAGCAGCACGCUGCUGGCCGCGGCCCAGCUGACCAAGCGCGCCCUCGAGCGCUAUGCGGAGGAAGGCACCCAGGGGGACGUGGACAAGCUGCUGGAGAUCCAGGCGCCGCAGGCCCGAAACUACCGCGACGACAUCACGUGCUCUGUCGUGCUGCUGGAGGCGCAGAGCGUUGCGGCCGAGGAGGGCACACCCGAGGCGGCGGCAGCAGCGGCGCAGGCGGCAACAACGCCAAGCGCAGCAUCCAACCUGGACAAGCCCGUUGGCCGCACGCUCGUGGACAUCUUCCACAUGCAGCGCAGGCAGCAGCAGGCAGCAGGCGCCGGGGCAUCGCCCGCACAGCCACCAGCACCUGCCGCCGCCAACAACAACAACGGCAACAACGGCAGCGGCAACGGCGUAUAA
Molecule: messenger RNA, 1632 nt
Organism: Salpingoeca rosetta
Lineage: Eukaryota; Choanoflagellata; Craspedida; Salpingoecidae
Product: phosphatase type 2C
Exons: 4
Coding region: 1-1632 (543 amino acids)
Biological process (GO): protein dephosphorylation
Molecular function (GO): protein serine/threonine phosphatase activity
Source: RefSeq, a predicted model, not a curated record